This is a messenger RNA of Bolinopsis microptera, 3281 nucleotides long. Its product is annotated as constitutive coactivator of peroxisome proliferator-activated receptor gamma-like. Gene Ontology annotation, cellular component: nucleus. The transcript has 2 exons. The record is from RefSeq and is a predicted model, not a curated record. Bases 11 to 2635 code for a protein of 874 amino acids. NCBI's taxonomy places the organism in Eukaryota, Metazoa, Ctenophora, Tentaculata, Lobata, Bolinopsidae.
AGCUACAUGAAUGGUGGUAAAUGGACUAGACGAAUACAUCAGCGUGAAAUGCAAGCAGUGCGUGAAGACAGUCCCUGUCUGCCCCAAACCCGGAACAUGUUAUGUCAUUGACGGAUCUUCAUUUGUGUCCAAAGUUGUUCGGCAGACUAGCUGGAUAUUCGGAGGACAGUGGAAAGAGAUAAAGGACAUUGUCGAGAAGUUUGUUAUCAGCUUGUUGGGCGAGGGGUGUGAUGUAGUGUUUGUCAUGCCACACUGGGAAGACGCGCUCACUCCCACUGAUCUUAAAAACAUUAAAACUGGUCUCGACUUUGUGUCUAUCAAUCAGAGGCUGCCUACUGCUAUAGACUUUUAUCAGAACCCUCCGUGUGCCUAUUUUGUUGUUGCUCAGAUUCUGAAAGCAUGUCGUGUCGAGGUGAUAUGUUCGGUCAGUGAUUUCGAGUUUGAAGUAGCAGCGUGGGCUAAAGUUAAGAACUGUACAGGAAUUAUCUCCGAUAAUAACGAGUUCAUAGCUCUGAAGGGCGUACCUCUCUUUAAACUCAACACAUUGGACACUGAGAAACACACCAUAGAUUAUAUCGACAGAUUCUUACUGACAAAGAAUCUUGGGUUGAGAGAACACCACCUGCCCCUAUUAUCAUGUCUCCUCGGUAAUUCUCUCAUUCCUCGGGAGAUGCUACACGCAUUCCACAGGAAACUUCAGUCAGGAAUGCAGCUCUCGGGACUCAAUCUAGUCCUUGACAUCAUGCCAAGAAUCUGCAUGUAUGUUCGCCCCCAAACUACACAAUAUAACAUGUUAGCCCGCACUGCUCUGGCGGACGAAUCCAAAACAGACUUUCUCCAAGCCAUUAUCAGUAGGUAUAAUUUGUCUUGCGUCGAUGAAGCUUGGAAACCAAAUCAGCCAUCAGAUGAUAGUCGAGUUACUUAUAACAUCAGCCAGAUAUAUGAAGAUGCAGUAACAAAACAGAUCAGUUGUGACUCCAUACCAUUUGUGUGCGGUAUUCUGACCAGUUAUCUGUAUGAACAAGGGGUUACCCUCGAACAUGAGCCCCUCACUUCCUCCUUCAACUUGUACCGACCCCUCCGUAAAGCAUGCUAUAGCAUCUUGCUCGGUAAUGCUGCCUCUGUCUCAGAGAAAUGUACCGCCAGUAACCUAGCUGUAGAAGCUGUCACGUGUGAAGAGUUCACAAUCAAAGAAAAGACAGUGAAGUUGGAGCGUUUACAGAGUAAUAAGAGGGAGUCUCUGAGAUGGGCCACGUUUGUGAAGUGUGCGCAGGUGACAUUUAACACAACCCUGGCACAGCAGCUGCCUCCCCAUUACCUGGGUCUGUGUUGUAUCCUCAACUACUGGUGGCAUAGUCCUCUUAUCCAGCUUGCGCAGUGGGAGCUUAACGCAGUUCUGGCACAGGCUGUUUCUCAGUACGCGGCUGAUGUGACGUCACUAAAACGAGUACUGGUAUCAGUUGUUAACACACGUGCUAUCAACAUAGCUCUCCAGCUAGCACGUGGGGCUGAGGCCCUGCUUCAGAUUGCCUCUGUUACUUACCUACCUACAGAACCAUUCUUACUGCACAACUAUUUUGAUGGGAAGCUCUUCAGUUUCUAUUACUACCUUUCGGAUAAGGGGGCUACCAUUGAAAAGCUCUGUGACGAGAUGCCGGACAGAGUUGAGAUGUUUAGGUUUCUGAUGAUGGUGGUACAGUCGAAGAACUUGUCUAUUGAUGAAGAAGAGGAAGAGGAGGAGUCAGAUGACGAGGGAGAGAAGGAGGGUGAGAGUGUCUCGAUUGUUCCAGAGUAUGAGACUAUCUCAGACGAUGAGGUAGAAAUAGAACCUGUCACAGAUGAUGACGAUCUCUUUAACGAUGCUGUUACUGGUGGUUCUAAGGACAUUACUGGUUUGAGUAAGUCUGGUGAGGAUAAGACUGAGAAUACAUCUGAAGCUCAGCAAGAGACGUCUGAUAAUAGCACAGCAGAAACAAAGAACAGCUCCGAAAUAAGAGUUAGGCUAGAUCGAAAGGAUUCAACGAAUGGUGCUGUGGCUGAGAUGAUGAACCUACAAAUGACCAGCCCUGUUACCAGAACGCGAUUCCCAAGUUACCCUUCUGUUGCGGAGGAAGACGAAUCAACAGAAGAGCAAAAAGUACCGGAAGCUGAGCCAGUAAAACCUCCAAACAAUUCUCAGUCAGUAUCCAAACAGUUGUUUCCCGUCAAUGGUAACGUACCUCCUAAGUUCCCAUUGCAACCUGGAAGAAGGCCAGCAUUUCGCCCAAAUAACGUUCACGAAGCUUGUGUUCAGCCUGAACCCGCCCCACCGGGCCUUGAAGAUUACCCUCCCGACCCUCUGCUCAACAUGAUGGAGACAGUUGAUCUUCCAGCCAAAGCUCCGGAGCAAGAAUUCAAGCCCCGUAUCCCCCUUCCCCCUCUCCCUGAUCCAAUGCCUCUGUACUCAGACCCUUUGUAUGGUAAAGCUGAAAAUGGGUUUCCCUCCUCAUAUCCGAUGAGGUACAAGAGGCACUCUGACAAGGAGAACUAUGGUAGCAACCAGAGUGGAACCCUAUAUUCUGUGGUGGGACCUGAUGGGGUCGUCUCAUCGACCACACAAAACCCUGUGAAGAGACACAGAAGCGAGGAAUCGUAGAUGUUAUUGGUCGAUAUUUGACUAUUAUAAUAGACAAUAGUGUGUCAAGUGAGGAAUCAAGAUAGGACAAAUUAUGCUACUAUGCAAGUUAUUACGUGACCUUCAAUUAUGCCAACUUGAGGCUUGAGUCAUUAAUGUUAUUUAAGUAUGCUAGAUCAUAUGACUGUUUAGCUGCCUAUAUGUCAAGAUGAAAUGUUUUUACUCUAUAAUCAGAUAAUACAAUUGUUAUUUAUUACUUUAGCGCUUUUCAAGUACUUUGUCAGGAGGACGUGAAUUAUUAAUUAGUGUAUCUGCUUAAAUCCUGAUGUCUUUGCAUCUACAGUAACUGUUUUCUCAAAGUAAUAAUUUAUUGUUAGUGUUACAAAUAAGUAGAACUCUGCAUUGCUACUUGCUAUAUCUUAGUAAUUAGAGUUGUUUAAUUGUUUGUGUGCAAUUGUUUAUGUUGUUCGGCCCGGGCUGAUUGUCACGAGGAUGUAUGAUCGUGUUUUUGUCAAAUUUUUAAAUGUUAUAUUACAUCAAGAUAAUUCAUCCUGCAAACAUUUCUAAUGAAUGAACACAAAUCAUGAAUCAGAGACAUUUAUUUUUAGACAAAAAUGUUCACAAACUUCGAUUUAUCUCAGUUUUUUGGAUUAGAAAACUGUGACCC